Molecule: messenger RNA, 684 nt
Organism: Cylindrotheca closterium
Lineage: Eukaryota; Bacillariophyta; Bacillariophyceae; Bacillariales; Bacillariaceae
Source: the annotation of a GenBank genome assembly
AUGACCGACCUAUUUGGCUUUGAUGCAGCACCAGAAGAUUCACCCAUCCCUGAGUGUUUUGAGGUCUACGAAGCUUGUAAGCCCCCUUCAAUACUGUUCAGCCCACGCCAAUUGGUCAACUACGAUAAUGAGUCAGCUCCUUUGAAAGUCAGCUCUUUCAAGGACCUCAUCCUCGAUUCGGACAAACCAGCUAGGAAGAUUCCUCAUGGGGAGUUGGAUUUAUGUCCACCGCCAAGAGUACAUUUCAAUGAUACUCUGACUGUCCACAAGAGUACUAGUCAAAUCCUAACUACUACAAAGAAGUCUACUCUAGACAAUGCUGUUGCUUUCUUUACUGACUUUGUCCUGAAAGAUGACUUGCUCCAACAGUUGUCAGAAGCAAGCAUGGGGAGAGAUGAUGCUACUAGUGCUCUUCCUCCUGUACAUGAUGGGAACAAGUCAGAUAGAGAGCCCGACCAAACAAUAGAUGAGAUAGCCACUAACAAAUCUAUUUUGGUUUGUACUCUUGGGAUCCUUGAAGCUACUCUAGACUGUACUCUUGUCUCCCUUGGGCCACUUGACUUUGAUCUGAUUGAUCGUGGAUUGAGCACCGCUAACAUUCCAAAUGCCAUGCUCAUUCCUAAGCAUUGUACUGAUCAUGGCCAAAACGUGUUGGACUCCACAUAUUGGAACUGGAGAAGCUAA